Cylicocyclus nassatus is the source of this 318-nucleotide messenger RNA. The record is from the annotation of a GenBank genome assembly. Lineage: Eukaryota; Metazoa; Nematoda; Chromadorea; Rhabditida; Strongylidae.
GUUUCAGAGAAUGUGGCAAUGAAACGACGGCGAAUUGCGCGUCGUUUGGUGCGUAUCAUCUGUGGUCGACGUCUACCGCAGACAUGGAGUACAGUACUCGUGCUUCUUUCUAUUCAUAUGUACCUCACAGUACCCGUUAUCAUGGCCGCUGGUAUUACGGAAUCGAUAACAGGCCUCCUUCGACCUUAUCGAGAUCUCCAAAAGAGAGGAAUUCUCCUUGGUGAAAUAGACGACGAUCUCCUUGAUCUUUUCUAUGAACAUGCUUAAUAAUUUUUGUGCAUAUAUUUUAUAAACAUUUAUCCAUAUAAAUGAGUGCAU